AUGGGAAAUGUCUUUGCAAACCUCUUUAAAAAUCUAUUCGGCAAAAAAGAAAUGCGUAUUUUGAUGGUUGGCCUGGACGCAGCUGGUAAAACAACAAUCUUGUACAAAUUGAAACUAGGCGAAAUUGUCACAACAAUCCCAACCAUUGGCUUCAAUGUCGAAACUGUUGAAUAUAAAAAUAUCAGUUUUACAGUAUGGGAUGUCGGCGGUCAAGAUAAAAUUCGACCAUUGUGGAGACAUUAUUUUCAAAAUACUCAAGGCUUAAUUUUUGUUGUCGAUAGUAAUGAUCGAGAACGUGUUGGCGAAGCUCGUGAUGAACUCCAACGUAUGUUAGCUGAGGAUGAACUACGGGAAGCUGUUCUUUUGAUAUUCGCUAACAAACAGGAUUUACCCAAUGCAAUGAAUGCCGCGGAGAUAACCGAUAGAUUAGGUCUUCAUUCAUUACGAAACCGUAAUUGGUACAUUCAAGCAACAUGUGCCACCAGUGGUGAUGGUCUUUACGAAGGUCUUGAUUGGCUUUCAAAUCAACUUAAAAACGCGAAAUGA
Messenger RNA from Adineta ricciae, 546 nucleotides. The record is from the annotation of a GenBank genome assembly. NCBI's taxonomy places the organism in Eukaryota, Metazoa, Rotifera, Eurotatoria, Adinetida, Adinetidae.